AUGGUCAGUAAUGGAAGCUCGCUAACAUAUUAUGUAUUCUGUACUCACAAUUUAACACAGAGCAUCUUCGAAGGCAAAAUCUCCGAGCUGCAGCUUGCCCUGUCGCAAGGACAAGUCAACAGCGUGCAGCUCACAGCCCAGCAUCUCAAGCGAAUCGCAUAUUACGACCGACGACGAACGAACCUGAACUCUGUCCCUGUCAUCAAUGAAAGGGCGUUCGACGACGCCCAACUAUCAGAUGACAGGCGAGCGGCAGGGGUAGCCAAAGGCCCGCUCGACGGAAUCCCUUGUACGGUAAAGGACAGUUACAAGAUCAAGGGAAUGACUGUGGCGUCAGGCUCGCCGGCUUUCAAGAACCUCAUUGCCAACGAGGAUGCAUUCGCAGUUCACAGAAUUCGUGAUGCGGGUGGAAUCAUCCUCGGCCGAACAAAUAUGCCCCCGAUGGCGGCGGGUGGGAUGCAAAGGGGUGUUUAUGGCCGGGCUGAAAGCCCCUAUAAUAAAGAUUACCUGACUGCUGCGUUUGCAUCCGGGUCAUCCAAUGGAUCUGCUACUGCUACCGCUGCUAGCUUUGGUGUUUUUGGAAUGGGAGAGGAAACCAUCUCUUCUGGUCGGUCGCCGGCGUCAAAUAAUGCCUUGGUGGCUUAUACCCCAUCGCGAGGACUGAUCUCCAUUCGAGGGAAUUGGCCUUUGUUUCCAAUUUGUGAUACGGUCGUGCCACAUACUCGUACUUUGGAAGAUAUGUUUUGUCUCCUUGAUGUCAUUGUUGCUCGAGAUGACACUACAGUUGGCGAUUUCUGGCGAGGUCAACCGUUCGUUCCGCUCCCUGCUGUAGAUUCUGUUCGUCCAAAGACAUAUCAUGAUUUGGCUGAUCGGGAUGCCCUCGCAGGGAAGAGAAUUGGUGUGCCCAAGAUGUAUAUUGGGGGCCAGGAUGCAGAUGCAUAUCCAGUUCAUACAUCUCAGUCUGUGAUUGAUCUUUGGAAGCGUGCCAGGACCUGCUUGGAGUCCCUUGGUGCUACGGUUGAAGAAGUCGACUUCCCUCUUGUCAAAGAAUAUGAAGGGCCAUACAGCCCUGGCGAGGAAGAUUGGGCCGAGACUGUCCCGGUCCAUCGGGACAAUGUCGACAUGGGCAAGCUGAUGGCAUAUGGCUGGGAUGACUUUUUGAUCAAUAACAACGACCCGGCUUGCGCCACUACCCUCGCCACCGUUGCGUCGACAGCCAUUUUCCCCACUCCCAAAGGAGCAUUGCCAGAUAAGUAUGACAAUGAUGAUCCCCUUGUUCGCCACAAUGAAGCAGUCGCACAUGUUCAACGCGACCGUGUUCCGAUCUACCAGAUUCCUGGACUCGGAGAAGCUCUCAAAGAUCUCGAAGCUCGACGCAAACGCACUUUCGAAAAUUGGCUAGACAAGCUCGGCCUUGACGUCGUCGUCUGGCCAUGUGCCGGGGACGUGGGGAAAUCAGAUGCCGACGUCAAUCCGCAAUCUGCCAAAGAGGCCUGGCGCAACGGCGUUCUCUAUUCUAAUGGAAACUGCGCCAUUCGCCAACUUGGUGUUCCUACCGUCAACAUCCCGAUGGGCAUGAUGAGCGAUACAGGCAUGCCUGUCAACCUAACUUUUGCCUCGAGGGCCUAUGACGAUAGCAAUCUCUUUAGAUAUGCCUUUGCCUACGAAAGCGCUUCUCGUUGUCGCCGGGCACCACAGCUUUCGGCAGCUCUGCCUACCGAUUUGAUUCCGUCCGACGCUUCCUCUCCCAUGGGCCGUGUCGCGCCAAAGCUCACUGUGCAUGGAGUGCGACAGCCUGGUGGAUUGACUGCCGUGAUAAGCGGAUCUUUUGACGCAGAUGACUGUCUUGGAUUGAAAUCCAUCGAUGUCUCUAUAGAUGGUGAGCCGGCCGGAAAUGUCAACAUCACGAACGACACCUGGCAGGUCGUGAGCGAUGAGAUUUCCACGUGGACUGGUGAUCUUGAUGAGAGAGGCGUGCCAUCACAAGAGUUGGCAAUGGUCAUUGUGACAGUGACUGGACACAAUGGAAGAUCAACUGCAAAGAUGCUCUUCGUGUAG
Molecule: messenger RNA, 2058 nt
Organism: Penicillium olsonii
Lineage: Eukaryota; Fungi; Ascomycota; Eurotiomycetes; Eurotiales; Aspergillaceae
Source: the annotation of a GenBank genome assembly